UCUCUUCAAAAAGAUCAUCUCGCAUUAUAAUGAAUUUUAAAUACUAUUUAAUUUUCAUUUUAACCACUCUAACGUGUGCUAACUGUGAAUUGUGUGACACAGGUGAUAUAUAUUUGAAUUUUUUUGUUCAAAUUGAAAGUGUUAAAAAAUCGAUUGAUGUAUUGAAACUGCGUGUAGAUGUUCUAAAUGAAAAUAAUCCUAACUGCAAUUGCGCUAGUAUAGACAGCAAAAUUUCCCAGGUUUUUGAAAAUUUCGGUGUGGCCCAAAAAUCGUUAGAUUAUUUAACUACUCGUUUAGAUGCAAUUUCAGCUAAUGACAAAACUUCACAUUAUGGGAAAGCGAAUAACAAUGAUAAUUUGGAAAUUCCACAGAAAAUUUUAGCUCCAGAAAUAACUGAAAUAGAAGAAAAGUAUUCAACCAUAAUGGAUGAGUUAAAUACGGUAAAGAAAUCGGUAGAAAUUCUUAAGCAAAAAAAUACUGUUUUGGAAUCAAAGAACUUGGAAAUUUGGAAAAAUUAUGAAAGCAACAAAAAAUCCAAUAAUGAACUGAAACUAGAAAUGGAAGCCUUAAAAAGGCAAAUGUCGAAAAUUCUAGCUAAAGCGGAAGCAACCGAAGAUUAUGAAAAUAAGCCAUUAUUCGAUGUACGUGUUGAUAAGCUGCCAGAAUUUAGGAAGCACUGUACCCAAGACCCUGCUCCGGUUGAUUGUAAAGCAGCUACUAAGUGCUCACGAAAGAGUGGUUAUUACAAAAUAUUUCUACCGGACAGUAGAGCAAAGCAAAUAAUGGUCUUUUGUGACAUUGAGUCACAUGGCGGUGAUUGGUUGCACAUUUUACGGCGCCAUGAUGGUUCGGAAAAUUUUACGCGUUCUUGGUCAGAUUACGUGAAUGGUUUUGGUAAUGUAGAGGGAGAGCACUGGAUUGGAUUGGAAAAUUUACAUGCUCUUACCAACUACAAUGGCCGCCAGCAAUUAUACCUGUAUAUAGAGGGUUUUGAUGGACAGUCUAGUUUUGCAGUUUACGACAAUUUUGUGAUAGGAAGUGCCAGGGAAUUGUAUGAACUGAAAUCUUUAGGCCAAUAUUAUGGAAUGGGUCAGGAUGAUAUGACAUAUAAUGUAGGCUCGAACUUUAGUACAGUUGACAAGGACAAUGAUAAAUGGUCAAAGGGUAAUUGUGCUGAUAAAUAUAAAGGCGGUUGGUGGUAUAACUUUUGUUCACAUCUGUAUCCUACUGGUAAAUAUGGUGAAAGUUUUGGGUGGCCAACUCCAGAUGGAAUAUCACAUCCAGCUAAAGUCAUGUAUUUGAUGAUAAGAUACUAUUCUUCAACUCGAACAUACUAAAAUAAGCAAAUGUUAUAUAUUUAAGCAUUAAUGUAUUGAUUAAAUAAAAUAACUAUUUACAGAA
Molecule: messenger RNA, 1401 nt
Organism: Calliphora vicina (urban bluebottle blowfly)
Lineage: Eukaryota; Metazoa; Arthropoda; Insecta; Diptera; Calliphoridae
Product: microfibril-associated glycoprotein 4-like
Exons: 8
Coding region: 30-1337 (435 amino acids)
Source: RefSeq, a predicted model, not a curated record